Megalobrama amblycephala (Wuchang bream) is the source of this 2479-nucleotide messenger RNA. It is a transcript of the gene efhc2, whose product is annotated as EF-hand domain (C-terminal) containing 2. Gene Ontology annotation, cellular component: microtubule. Gene Ontology annotation, biological process: regulation of neuron projection development. The transcript is spliced from 15 exons. Gene Ontology annotation, molecular function: calcium ion binding. The record is from RefSeq and is a predicted model, not a curated record. NCBI's taxonomy places the organism in Eukaryota, Metazoa, Chordata, Actinopteri, Cypriniformes, Xenocyprididae. The coding region runs from base 78 to 2339 and encodes 753 amino acids.
AUUUGCAAACAAGUUAUUACCUUGGCAACCACUUCCACUGCACUGAGGAAAUACUACAUUAUCGCUUGCUUGUAAUAAUGGCGUUACCGAUGCUGCCUGGAAAUUCAGUCAACAGAAAUCUUGGAAGAGACAAAUUUCACAAAUCCCAGCAUUUUGAUUAUUCAAAUGGAGUAGCCAUGAUGGUUGGGGCAGAGAAGCCAGGCAUUGGAGGAGAACUGCUUCUGGGGCAGAGCACAAGACCCAAAUAUUCACUUUUUCCAAAGAGAGAAGGCAGUGAUGCUCCGGCAUGGGUUGCCUUUAACAAACAGGUCCUUUGUUUUGAUGCUUAUUUCCAAGAAACUGUACCUCAGAGGAGGGAAGAAAAAUAUAGAGUUAGAAAGUGCAAGAUUUACUUCUACCUGGAGGAUGACACUAUACAAGUAGUAGAGCCAGAACUCAAAAACAGCGGGAUCCCACAGGGAACCCUGAUUCGGCGCCACCGUAUUCCUCUCCCAGCUCCUAACGAUGAUCGCUUCUACAAUGUGCACCAUUUUAACAUCAAUCAGGAAAUAGUGCUCUAUUCCAGGACCUUUAUGAUUACGGACUGUGACCCCUUCACACGUAACUUCUUGAUAAAAAUGGGGGUGCGCAUAAACCCUCCUGCUUCCGCACCAGCAGAUCCCUAUACCACCCUUCGACAAGAGAUGGAGGAGAACAUGAAGCCACUGCGGCCGUAUGAAAGAUUGGAUACCCUAAAGCAGUUUUUGGAACAUGACCGCAAAGUCCUGCGCUUCUAUUGCUGCUGGGAUGAUACUGAGAGCAUGUUUGGAGACCCCAGAGAGCUGAUCUUGCAUUACUUCCUGGCAGAUGACACCAUGGAAAUUUACGAAGUUGUCCCUCCAAACUCCGGUCGAGAUGCUAUCCCAAAAUUUCUGCACAGGGGCAAGCUUCCCAAGAAUGCUCCUAUUCCCAAACGUCAGCCUGGAGAAAUAACAGACCGUACAGUCCUCAAUGUAUUUGGACCAGUUGGACAAGGAGGACGCUACAUUUUAGAUAGCCUCAAAACUGGAGCAGUAGAUGAAGAAUUCUAUAAAGACUGUGACCUGACCAUUGGAGGCGUCAUUAACGUGUGGGGUCGUAGGGUCAUAUUAUGUGACUGUGACAACUUCACUAAAGAGUAUUAUCGCUCCAAAUAUGGUGUUGAGGACUUCACACCUGUCUCAUACAAGGCCCCGCCCCCUCCUAAACCAGCCAAACAGGUGCCACCCUACACUGGAUUUGGAUCUGAGGAAGAUUCGCUCUGCUCCUGUCAGGGUUUGCUGCCUAAACCUCCACAGAAAGAUUUCAGGAAGCUUAUGGAGAAAGACAGGCAAGGUCUGGUGAGCAAUGUGUUGAGAUUUGUGGGGAAAAUGUUGACUGACAGUCCUAUCGACAAGGAACGUGUUUUUAUCAUAUGCGUCUACCUCAGUGAUGACACCAUAGCAGUCUUUGAACCUCCUCAGAGAAACUCAGGUGUGAUUGGGGGUAAGUUCUUAGAGAGAGGUCGAGUGAAGAAGCCAGGACAGGAGCUGUUUAAGAGUGAGAUGUCUGAGUAUUUCACAGCUCAGGAUUUGUAUGUGGGAGCUCGACUGGAUCUGAACAGUCAGCCAUUCCAGCUGCUGGAUGCUGAUGAAUUUACAUUCAACUAUAUGGAGCAGCAUGCUGAUGAGUUCCCCAAGGCCAAUAUUGGCACCAUUAUCAGCAAGGUAAAAUCCAUCAGUGAGGAACAGCAGAAGAAAGUAAAACAGUACUUCAUGAUGAGUGACCCAAGCAGCACUGGCUUCAUUCCAUAUGAGUCAUUCAGGACUCUGUUGGCAGAUAUGGACAUUCAGUUGUCUGAACACGAGAUCAUGACGCUGGGUCGCAAUUAUUCAGUGCAGGAACAGCCAGAGGUGGACGUGGGCCUCAUGCUUGCUGUGGCUCAGGAUCAGCUAAAGAAGAAAAACUUUGAGAACUUCUCAGAUAUGAUCCGUGCUUUCACACAUGAGGACCGGGACAGAUCUGGACACCUCUCUUCUAAAGAGGCACGGAUCAUCUGUAAAGCCUUCCGACUGCCCCUUUCUGAUGACCUACUACGAGCCCUUUUUGAGAAGUUUCAAGACGAGUCUGAGAAGAUUGACUAUCACGCCUUCCUAUCAGGUAUCAACUGGAGAGAAAACCCCGCCCCUGCUGUGCUUCCAGAUGUCACCGUGAAGCCGCCACAUGCACAUGAGAGUGUUUGUGUCAGGGUCCAGGCCGUGGGCCCCACAAGCUUUGAGCACCUCCAAGCCUCAUCUCAAGUAAAUCAGCCUUGGGAAAAACCCACUCAACAACUACUCUGAAGUGGAGCUUUUAUUACAGCACAGUAAUUUAGCAUGCCUGCUUGGAACCUAAGCAGAACCAUCUGCUCACUGACUCACAACGACAAGACUUGCAGUUCUACAGGGUCUUUUCUGACCAGCAGGGGGAGUUAGCAGUUGAA